GUGCGCGUAGGAGGGACAGGCCCGUCAGGCCGCACCCCUGCUGGGUCCAUAGAGCAGCGGCUUCGGGCUGAGCUCUCCUCUGCCUCGCCGAACUUCGGGCUGCAGCAGCAGAUUCAGCGACUGUCUUGGAAAUGGUACCGACGUGGGCCCCGGCUGUUGGUUUCACACUCUUACCCCAUACAGGAGGGUUUUUGGGAGGCAUGAUAACAAAGAGAGAAAUCCCUAUAUGGUAUGAAUCUCUUGAAAAGCCAUCGUGGCAGCCACCUAACUGGAUGUUUGGCCCUGUCUGGGGAACUCUGUAUACAUCAAUGGGAUAUGGUUCUUACCUGGUAUGGAAGGAGUUAGGAGGUUUCAAUGAAGAGUCAAUGGUUCCACUUGGGCUGUAUGCAGGGCAGCUGGCAUUAAACUGGGCAUGGACUCCAAUAUUCUUUGGAGCUCACAAAAUAGGAUGGGGGUUGGUCGAUCUCCUACUCACUAGUGGUGCAGCAACAGCUACAACUGUCACCUGGUAUCAUGUCAACAAGAAAGCAGCAUAUUUGAUGUUCCCUUAUUUAGCUUGGUUAACUUUGGCUUCUGUGCUCAAUUACCGCAUCUGGAAGGACAAUAAAAAGAAGCAAUCUUAAUACAGAACCUUCUGGAAGAGAAUAUCAAGGCAGAAGUUUUUUUUUUUAUGCAUUUCCCAAAUAAAAUUACAAUCCUG
This is a messenger RNA of Malaclemys terrapin pileata, 700 nucleotides long. It is a transcript of the gene TSPO, whose product is annotated as translocator protein. Gene Ontology annotation, molecular function: cholesterol binding. NCBI's taxonomy places the organism in Eukaryota, Metazoa, Chordata, Testudines, Emydidae. Bases 132 to 623 code for a protein of 163 amino acids. The record is from RefSeq and is a predicted model, not a curated record. Gene Ontology annotation, cellular component: membrane; endoplasmic reticulum. The transcript has 4 exons.